Molecule: messenger RNA, 2964 nt
Organism: Colletotrichum higginsianum IMI 349063
Lineage: Eukaryota; Fungi; Ascomycota; Sordariomycetes; Glomerellales; Glomerellaceae
Product: Tuberous sclerosis 1
Exons: 3
Coding region: 1-2964 (987 amino acids)
Biological process (GO): regulation of cell cycle; negative regulation of TOR signaling
Cellular component (GO): TSC1-TSC2 complex
Source: RefSeq, a predicted model, not a curated record
AUGGCGUCGUCAGCGUCACUCAAGGACCUUUCCAAAACCCUGACGUCCUUCUACGUCUCGCCUUCCCUUCCACUGCCCAACGAAGUCGCCGAGGUCAUCGAUGCCUACCUGAACAAGCACGAGAAGUACGACGAUUCGAGCGCCGAGAGACUCCAGGAUGAACUCCUCAGCAUCUGGGAAAAGCAUGUCAAGGGUGCACCGGCCAAAUAUGCCCCUUACAUCCACAUCUUCCGCCUUCUUGUGCCUGCGAUCCGUACGCCGGCCCGUCUGUUCAAGUGGUGGGACAUUCUGAACGACCCGGUGCUAGAGAACAUUACCCGGGAGAAAGGCUUGAUGGAAGAGUCCCACCAUGCGACGCUAGAGGUUUUGAUGCUAGACACACCGGAAAACGACGACUCACAUACCGAAGCCUUGGUGAACCCGUUUGCGAAACGACUGUUGUUGACGUGGUUGGAAAAAUACUAUAAAAUCCAGUCCGAGACCGACUUGAGCGCGCAAUCCAGCGAGCGCGCAAUACGACAGGCUCUGAUUACAUACGGCAAGAAGAGGCCCAGAGAUUUCCUAUUCACAUUGGAUACGUGCUUCGUGCGGAGUGAAUUCCGAGCGAGAGUCGCCAAGCUCCUUUGCGAAUUCGUCCAAAGUCAGCCACCGCACCUACACCUGAUAUUGCAGACGCCGCUGUUCAACAACUUGUUGCGGUGUUUGCAGCAAGAUACGUCUGCAACUGUCAUUUCCGUGGCCAUCACCGCCCUGAUCAUGAUAUUGCCACAUAUGCCCAGUUCAUUGGUGCCGCAUCUCCCCAGUCUUUUCAACAUUUAUGCACGGUUGCUAUUCUGGGAUAGCGAACGGACUGGUAUUGUUGAGGCCACAUCGGAUGAAAACGAGCAAAAGAGUCUGGCAUCACCAUCGGGAUGGGAGACCUGCCCUUACUCUCCGGAGACUGACGACGUCGAAGUCCCUCAUUUGGCCAACUACUUCACAAUCCUCUACGGCUUGUACCCCAUCAAUUUCAUGGACUACAUCCGGAAACCGCAGCGGUACCUCCGACACGCAAAUGCAGCCAAUCCAGACGAGCUUGAAGUCCAGCCAACCGAGAUACGGCACAAGUCCGAGCGCUACAGACAAAGCCAUCUUUUGCAUCCAAAUUUCUACACUCUUACGAUCGAGUCUGAAAAGACCGAUUUCGGGCGUUGGAUGACUAGUGAGCCUGCAGAAGUCGUGGCCGAAUGUAUGGCGCUGCGCUUCUCCCCGGAGACAUUUGCGACCGUUGAUCCGGGCAAUACCCAGACCGCCGAAGGAGACAACUUCCUGCUUAGUGACGAAUCAGACCGGGAUGGUCUUGGGCCCGCCCUGCUCAGCGGCUCCGGGUCGGAACCUGGGGCGGAGAGCUGGAGGAACACGGAACAGGAUUCGCGGGCGAGCAGUCGUGUUCACUCGACCAGUCAAGGACAGAGCUCGUUAUCCAGCCAACCUUCGCAUAGGAACUCACUCGAAGUCCCAAAGGCGGAUGUGAUCGCCGAUAGUCCGACACUUCCCCCACAGCUCAUACCGUCGCCCUCCCACACACAGUUGCAAGAUAUGUUGCACUCGAACAAGGUCAUCAAGUCGGGACUGCAUCAGUCACUGGCGAACGACAGUGUGCCGUCACUCGCAUUGAGCCACCAAGAAUCCGCGGCAGAGAAGUCUGGCAGCCACAUGCCCCCUCCCCUGCCGGCCAUCUCUGCACCAACUUCUGUGUCUGAUGGUCAGUCUCAGAUUGCGCAUUUGCAGCGACAGAUACUUCUUUUGCAUAACGACCUGAACUUUGAGAGGUAUCUGAAGCAGCAGCACAUGGCGCAUAUUGGCGAGCUGCGAAGGAGACAGGUUCGAGAAGCCGCGAGUGAGGCUGAAACUCAGAAUCUCAUUUUAACCAACCGAACAUUGAGGAAGCGGUUGGAAGACUCAAAAAAGGCCGAAAUGCAAAUCAGAAAGGAGUCGGAGAAGAGCCGUACUCUAGCCAAGAAGUGGGAGUCUGAUUUGUCCGCGAAACUAAGAACUCUGCGCGAGGAGUCAAGGAAGACCAAGACGGAAAUCCAGUCGUUGCAGCAGGAGCUACAGGGUGCAAGAGAAGAGUCCGAGAAAUUGAAGAAGCUGGUUUGCGAUGCCGAGGUUAAGGAGCUCAAUUCGAAGCAGACAAUGCAGUCCAUCGAGAUCAAUGCCGCCGAGAACGACCGGCUGAAGGCCGAUGUGGAGCGGCUGUCCAUCUCGGAGAGGAAUCUCCAAGCCAAGGAGGCGGAGAGACAGGCGGCAAUCACGACUGCGGCGGAAGCAGAAAACCGGGCAGAGAUGCUUGGGCUGAAACUCGAGGCGCGCGAGGAGGAGCUCCAAAAGACUAAGAAGCUUUUCCAGACCCAGAUUGGUGUGUUGAACGCCAAGCUUCUGGAGGCACACGAGGGCAUCUACAGCAGACGAACCGCCGAGACCAAGGCUGCGGUCGAGAGUGCGCUGGCGGCGAGCCGGGCGAAGCAGGCUGAGCUGCAGAAGCAGUACACGAAUCUGAUGAGGAAGUACACAGUGCUCCAGUCGCAGGUCGAGGAGAACAGGUUCUCGGUCGGAUCUUCCAACUCUCAUGGUCGAGGCGAGUUCGUCUUCCGCAUGGAAGGGGACAGGGAGGGCUCGAUGCACUCAACCAGCCCCGUCACGACGCGAGGCAGCCAUUCGGGUCUGCACAGGGUCCUGUCCGACCACGACUUCCUCAACCCGACGUCGUACAAUCCGACGCCGCCCAUCAUGUCCAAGCCGCCGACCCCGGUGCCUGCGGGCUCGUCGCACCUUCCGCCAGUGGCGUCCAGCCCGUCAGAAGUUGAAGACGGCGCAGCCGCCAGCCUGACGUCGACGGCGGCGGCGGAUCCAAAAUAUUUCGGCAGAGGUGAGUCUGGAACGGCCCGGAUUCGGUUCCGCGAUGGGUUUUGGCGGAUCAACUAA